UAUUUGACACGGAGAUGAACGAUUGGCCAAAAGCGAGGUUAGGUUUAGUUUAGAUGUGUUUUGUUUAUUUCUUGCAAGGAAAACUAAAGCAAAAGGACGACGUAACUGUCAAGUCAUGAGUCGGAGUCGAAAGAGUCGAAAUCGUCGCCAUAUUCGCUAUUGUUUAGUGUUUACCACUAUUCCUAGUUGAAAAACCAAAAUCCCAACUGAAGUAGUUCCCCUAUUUAGUAAUUUUUAAUUUUUUUAUAAUUUUGUUGGCUAUAAACAAAUGGAAACAGAAGAAGUUGAAGUUGUGGAAGUUAAUAAAGUUAACCAGGAAGACACUGAAUAUUUUAUUCCUGUUUUAUUACCAACAUCUUCCACAAAACCUACACUUUCAAUACAUUCUAGGGGAAAAUAUUAUAAACAAACAUAUCGGGCGGCUUGGGAGCACAUGCCCGAUUUUAAAGGGUGGCUGAAGGGGGUAGAAGGUGAGCCUACAAGAGCUUACUGUACAUAUUGCCACAAGAACUUACAUGCACACAUGAAUAGUCUUUUAAAGCAUACUUGCACUAUAAGACAUCAAAAAGCUGCUCAAUUAAAUAGUGCUAGAAAGAGUAAAAUAGCAAUAAACAUGAAGGAGUCCAUAUCAGGCAAUGAAGAUGAUAAAGAUGUCUCAAAUGAAGAGUCUGAGUUGGAAGAGGAAGAUGAUGAGAGAUCUAGAGAACUAAAACCAAUUAGUGAAUCUACUGCAGAUCAAAACGUCGAAAUAAAAUUAUUUCCUGAAAAACCUCCUAUAUCCACUCAAGUGAUGGACAUGACGAAAGGAAAACCAAUUUCAGGACUUCAAGUUAGCCUCUAUAAACUUAUUGAUGGAAGAUGGACUUUUGUUAAUGAGGGAAUGACCAAUAGUACCGGAAAAUUUUCAGAGUUUAUGGAUAGACCUGAUUUUACCAAUGGAAGAUACAAACUACACUAUGAUGUUGAUCGAUAUUUUGAAGCCAAAAAACAAGAAACAAUUUAUCCAUUUAUUGAAAUUAUCUUUAACGCUGGUUGUACUGAAUCUCACCAUAUUCCUCUAUUGCUGAGUCCAUUUGGAUAUACAACAUACAAAGGAACUUAAUUUAUUGCUUAUCUUGUAGAUUUAAAUAUGUCUUGGAUACAGUUGGUACUGAAUAGAAAGAUUUUAAUACCAUCACAUACAUAUAUCGUAGACAUAGAUUGUAACUCAUAUCUAUACAGAAUUGUUGAAUUUCUUCAUUUUAGUGAAUUUUACGUUUCCGAUAUGGUGAAAUUUAGCGGAUUUUUUAUACGUGCAUAUCGAGAAGAUUGCAUGCUGCUAUAACCAAUAAUGUCCGAUAAGAAUUUUUAAUAAAUCUCUUUCAUUAAUUUGACUUUACUGCUUUUUAAAAUUCAAUAGUUGAUAUUAGCUACCUUUAAUAUCUUGUUUAUGUAUUUUAUUACAUAUUUCUUUGUAUUAUUUUUUUACUAAGUUCAUACAGUGAACUUAUUUUUAAUGUAUCAAAUCAGAGACAGGACAGAGAAGAAUUAAUGAAAAAGUAUGAACGGUAACUUCUACAUUAGUCUAAUAAAAGGUAUCAGAUUUGGAACUUCUUGAGCUAUACGGGCCAAGUCUUUAGUAGAUUAUCUUUUUCGAAAUUUUGUGUCAAAACAUUAGCUGUCACAUAUCAAGUAAAGAUCUACUAGUGUGGUGUAUGCAAAUUCAAAUUUUUUAGUUUAUUUUUGGAAUAGAAAUAAUGAGUGUAUCCUUCCCAGUUGGGGUGAUAUUUUGCUAAAUAAUUAGACUGUACCAGACAGGAAAGUUGCUCUAGUUUUAAAAAUACUAAUUUUAAAAGUAUUCGAUAAUUUUAAUCAUGUAAAUAUUGUUGAAUAAUAAACAUUUUUAAAAACA
This is a messenger RNA of Diabrotica virgifera virgifera (western corn rootworm), 1891 nucleotides long. RefSeq lists its product as uncharacterized. Lineage: Eukaryota; Metazoa; Arthropoda; Insecta; Coleoptera; Chrysomelidae. Bases 269 to 1102 code for a protein of 277 amino acids. Gene Ontology annotation, biological process: purine nucleobase metabolic process. The record is from RefSeq and is a predicted model, not a curated record. The transcript has 6 exons. Gene Ontology annotation, molecular function: hydroxyisourate hydrolase activity.